AUGGCGUUGGCAGAAACGCUUUUUCUUCAACUGCUGCUGUUGGGAGCCAACCUGUCAAGGAGCUGGGCUUUGGCCAGCACCGAGAAGCAAUGUAUUGAUUUUCGCGAUAUCCGAGUUAUGGGUGAAGAGCACUCACUUAAUGGUACUGUGCACAUUCUCGAAGAUAUGGAUGCCAGACAUUUUCAAAUGUCGGCUGAUUUUCAGCACGAUCCCAAGCGAAAUCAUAUAUGGAAGCCAAUGAUAUUCUUUGUACCCAGUAUGGACAUCUGUUCGGGGCUGAGAGUGUUCUUUGAAAACUACGGCAAAACGACAUUGCGACAGGGCGAGAACACAAAUCUGCCAUUUACGGGCAGAGACUGUCCUCUAUCCCAGGGUACGUACUUCGUAAAAAAUAUGCUGAUAAAUAGCGAUAACUGGCCGGGUAUAAUACCCUUCGGUGGUAUGAGGGUAAAUCUACGAUUCUAUAAGCAAUAUAAGUUUGUGGGUGGCCUAAGCCUUACCUUCAAUGUGGAGCGCCAACUUUUGUGA
Molecule: messenger RNA, 528 nt
Organism: Drosophila novamexicana
Lineage: Eukaryota; Metazoa; Arthropoda; Insecta; Diptera; Drosophilidae
Exons: 2
Coding region: 1-528 (175 amino acids)
Source: RefSeq, a predicted model, not a curated record